UGUUUUUGGAGUGUGUUGGCUGCUCUGUCCUACUGGUCAUUCUUCUACAAAGCUUCUCCUUACUCAUGGUGGUGGAUAGUUUAGACCUUCCACCAGUUGUACUUACAUUUGUUUGGAAAUUAAAAAAGGGGGGGGGGGACUUGGUCCCAUACAAAGAGAAAAAUGAAAGGGGUGAAAUAAAAGACCAAGCAGAGAAUCAGAAACUAUAAGGCUCAUUAAUUCAGAAAAAGAGAAAGUAAAAUUAAGGAGACCUAGAAAAGGUAUAAAAAGAAUAAAAAAGCCUUAUUAAACAGAUUAACUGACAAAGCAAAGAAAGAAAAAAUAUAUAUAUAAUAAUAAAUGACCAAAAAUCAAGUCAGAAACUGAGCCCAAUUCCAAAGGGGGGGAAAAAAAAAGAAGAUGGUAGAAAAAAAGAGAAAAGAGAAAAAAAUAGUAAUAAAAAUAUUAAACAGAGUAACAUACAUAACCACAGGACAGCUGUCUGUUGGUGCCUAGGACCAGUGGCUGUGUUGGUCUGGAGGAGGCGCCCUCUGGUUGAGUCCGUGUCAGACCCACCAUAGUAGGAGAAGUACAAAUGUCUACCACAAGAAGAAAACGUAAUAUGUUAUGUUGUUUACCGUAAGCUGUAGUAAAAUGAGCUCAAUUGUCGACAGAGAAGAUGGUAGUAUAUUUGAUGGGUUGGCGGAAGAAGAUGACAAGGACAAAGCCAAAAGAGUAUCUAGAAACAAAUCUGAAAAGAAACGUAGAGAUCAGUUUAAUGUUCUCAUUAAAGAACUGGGAUCCAUGCUUCCUGGUAAUGCUAGGAAAAUGGACAAGUCUACUGUUCUGCAGAAGAGCAUUGAUUUUUUACGAAAACAUAAAGAAAUCACUGCACAGUCAGAUGCCAGUGAAAUUCGACAGGACUGGAAACCUACAUUCCUUAGUAAUGAAGAAUUUACACAAUUAAUGUUAGAGGCUCUUGAUGGUUUUUUUUUAGCAAUCAUGACAGAUGGAAGUAUAAUAUAUGUAUCUGAGAGUAUAACUUCAUUACUUGAACAUUUACCAUCUGAUCUUGUGGAUCAAAGUAUAUUUAAUUUUAUCCCAGAGGGGGAACAUUCAGAGGUUUAUAAAAUACUCUCUACUCAUCUGCUGGAAAGUGAUUCAUUAACCCCUGAAUAUUUAAAAUCAAAAAAUCAGUUAGAAUUCUGUUGUCAUAUGCUUCGAGGAACAAUAGACCCAAAGGAACCGUCUACCUAUGAAUAUGUGAAGUUUAUAGGAAAUUUCAAAUCUUUAAACAGUGUAUCCACGUCAGCACACAAUGGUUUUGAAGGAACUAUACAACGCACACACAGGCCUCCUUAUGAUGAUAGAGUUUGUUUUGUAGCUACUGUCAGAUUAGCUACACCUCAGUUCAUCAAGGAAAUGUGCACUGUUGAAGAACCUAAUGAAGAGUUUACAUCUAGACAUAGUUUAGAAUGGAAGUUCCUAUUUCUAGAUCACAGGGCACCACCUAUAAUAGGAUAUUUGCCAUUUGAAGUUCUGGGAACAUCAGGCUAUGAUUACUAUCAUGUGGAUGACCUAGAAAAUUUGGCAAAAUGCCAUGAGCACUUAAUGCAGUACGGGAAAGGCAAAUCAUGUUAUUACAGAUUCCUCACCAAGGGACAACAGUGGAUUUGGCUUCAGACUCAUUAUUAUAUCACUUAUCAUCAGUGGAAUUCCAGGCCAGAAUUUAUUGUUUGUACUCACACCGUAGUAAGUUAUGCAGAAGUUAGGGCUGAAAGACGACGAGAACUUGGCAUUGAAGAGUCUCUUCCUGAGACAGCUGCUGACAAAAGCCAAGAUUCUGGGUCUGAUAAUCGUAUAAACACAGUCAGUCUCAAAGAAGCCUUGGAAAGGUUUGAUCACAGCCCAACGCCUUCUGCUUCCUCCCGGAGUUCAAGAAAAUCAUCUCACACAGCAGUCUCAGACCCUUCCUCAACACCAACAAAGAUCCCAACAGAUACUAGCACUCCUCCCAGACCGCAUUUACCAGCUCAUGAAAAGAUGGCACCAAGGAGGUCCUCAUUUAGUAGUCAGUCCAUAAAUUCCCAGUCUGUCGGUCAGUCGUUAACACAACCAGUGAUGUCUCAAGCUGCAAAUUUACCAAUUCCACAAGGCAUGUCCCAGUUUCAGUUUUCAGCUCAAUUAGGAGCCAUGCAGCAUCUAAAAGACCAGUUAGAGCAACGGACACGGAUGAUAGAGGCAAACAUUCAUCGGCAACAAGAAGAGCUAAGAAAAAUUCAAGAACAACUUCAAAUGGUCCAUGGUCAAGGGCUGCAGAUGUUCUUACAGCAGUCAACCCCUGGUUUGAAUUUUGGUUCCGUUCAACUUUCUUCUGGAAAUUCAUCUAAUAUCCAACAACUUGCACCUAUAAGCAUGCAGGGCCAGGUCGUUCAAACCAACCAAAUUCAAAGUGGAAUGAAUACUGGACACAUUGGCACAACUCAGCAUUUGAUACAGCAGCAGACUUUACAAAGUACAUCAAGUCAGCAGAGUCAACAAAAUGUACUGAGUGGGCACAGUCAGCAAACCUCGCUUCCUAGUCAGACACAGAGCACUCUGCCAACCCCGCUCUAUAACACCAUGGUGGUCUCGCAGCCGGCCGCCGGGAGUGUGGUCCAGCUUCCAUCUAGUGUGCCGCCGAACAGCACCCAGAGCGCCGCAGUGACGACGUUCGCUCAGGACAGACAGAUCAGAUUUUCUCAAGGUCAGCAGCUUGUGACCAAAUUAGUAACUGCUCCAGUAGCUUGUGGGGCAGUCAUGGUACCCAGCACAAUGCUCAUGGGGCAGGUGGUGACCGCCUACCCUACGUUUGCUACCCAGCAGCCGCCACAGGCACUGCCAGCCACACAGCAGCAGAGCUCCCAGGAGCAGCCACUCGCUUCCGGUCAGCCGCCUUCUCAGGCCCCACUGACCCAGCCGCCGCAGCAGUUUUUACAGACUUCAAGGUUGCUCCACGGGAAUCCUUCGACUCAGCUCAUCCUCUCUGCUGCAUUUCCACUACAACAGAGCACUUUCCCUCAGUCGCAUCACCAGCAGCACCAGUCUCAGCAACAGCAGCAACUGAGUCGUCACAGGACUGACAGUUUGACCGAUCCUUCCAAGGUUCAACCGCAGUAGCACACAUGCCUCCACUCUGACCUCAGAGGAGGAAGGGAUUGUCCGUAAGAGUUGCUCAGAUGAUCUGAGACUAGGAGAAGCUCCAGCAGUUUCACAAGAUGCAGUAUUGAGUGUUGUAGUUUCUGGAAUUAGUUAGCAGGGAAAAUGCCUAGUGCUACAGAUGUACAUUAAAUACCAGCCAGCAGGAGGUGAUCACGGGGCCAUAGCCAAUUCUGACAGUGUUUUACUUGCCCAGCUGUUUUUCAAUGGAAGGAGUAUAUUGCCAAAUGUUAAGAAGCUCAGCUACGAAACAUGACCUCCAGUCAAUCAGAAAGGCACUAACAAUGUUAGUAACUUUUAGUGGUUCUGUGCCUGUUUUCAAGUGUUCCAGAGGACACGCCAUUGUCACGUCAGGGGUUUGCGUACGACGAUGCCAUGAAGACAGUCCAGUAGACCCAGUAGAACCCUUCCCAUCCCCUCUCUUUUUUCAGAUAAUGAUUGGAUAGUAAUGAAUUUCAGAAUGUUGUGUGGUUCAAAUGCUCUAUGUACAGAUGCUGUAAAAAUAUUAUAUGUCUGGAUAAAAGGAGAGGAAGCAAAACAUUUUGUAAGCUGCAUGAAAGCGUUAUCUCCUCCUUAGGUAUGAGUAUAUUUCCUUCGAUCCUGACGCCAUGUGCAAACUAGUACAUCCUCUGUUUCCCCUCUUGUUUACAACACGGUAGUGUUCUCACUUUUCCGGGGCACAAGGCUUUUUGUUCAUACUUUGGCUGUGAUGUCACAGUUUGUUCAUUGAGGUAUGAUGUGCUGCUGGGAAUGGAUAUUUUUUUUCCAGGUUAAAUUAUUGAGACAACAGGAUUUUCAAGUUACUCAGAAAUAUCCUUUAUUUCAUUGUUUUUCAUUUAUGUUUGAAAAUAGGAUUUGCACUGCUUUAUUUUAGAUGGUUGGAAGUUUUGGUCACAUAUUUUGAUAUAGUUCAUAGUUGGAAAUAGUUGUGUAAAUGGUUUUCAAUAAGCCUGAAAGUAAUUUCAAGAAUGUUUCAGUUAUAGGAGUAAAAUUUGCACACAAAAGAUUUUAGGCACUUUUUAACAUUCUCACUGGUGGGAAUUUUAACUUUUAGGAUUUGUUGGAAUCUUUUUAUUAUCCUUCACGAUUUCAAUGCUUCUUUUAGUCAGAAAUGAUUCAGGGUUAUUUGAGGGGGAAAAAAACCCAUAGUGCCUUGAUUUUGAUUCAGGUGAUAACUCACCAUCUUGAAUUCAUUGUCUGGUUUCAGUAGUAGUUUUGAAACCUUAGUACAUUUUUAACAGCAUGUGGGUGUCCGUGCCAUUAUGAUUCUCCUAAGUUCCCAUGAAGACUGCUUUGAGUCUCUUGGACUGGAAGUACAAGUACCUUAGAAAUGAAAUGAAAGGUGACAUCCUAACACUAUCAGAGUCAUUGAUAUGAUCACAAAAUUGUUUUCCUAAAUCAGCAUCUUCCUUUAAAGCUGUUAAGAAUUACCUGUAAAUAUUUUCUAAAUAUGAUCCUGAUAUUCCUACAAAGAAAGAUGAAGGGGUAGGAAUUGGCUUCGCCUUUACUAUAACACUAGGUUAUCACUCACAUGCUUUCUAAAUGUGAACUAAGAUUUCAUUUGGCAAAAUUAGAUUCUAAAGGUAAUAAAUUCCAACAGAAAUUACAUACAUAAAAAAUCAUCUUAGGGAUUUUAUGGUACUAGUAAUUAAAUUCACAACUGUAGAGCAAAGGAAAAUAAAUGGAAAUAUUUUGUUAAAAUAUCAAAAGUUAUUACUGAAGAAAGGGAGGACAGCAAGCUGUAAUGACUCAAAAUUGACCUUAAAAGAAAAUGUGUAACAGAACUGAAAAAGGUGAAAUGAAAAUAUCAUACUGUACAAUUGCUCAGUAAAGGAGUGAGAGGAAUUCUAGAACAAUCCUUAAUGACUUUUGUGUCCUCCACUUUGCUAUCAUCCCAAAAGGAUAGACUUUGUCUUUCAAUAGACAACUCUACCUGGCCACACUAAUAUUAGAGAGUUCAUACUGAAAAAAAUAACCAAAGAAAGUUGGUACCUACCCUUCUACAAAAGAAGUGUCACUAGAUACCAAUCAAUAAGUAACAUAUCAAGAAGCUCCUCUUCUAGCUAAAUGAUCUGGAUGAAGAGAUUUCUGACUUCCUCAUGAAUGUCAAGAACAGCUGUCAGAAUGUGUGUGUAACUUGAACGUAGGUACACGUAGACGAAACUGAUGUUGUAGAAUGUGGCAACAGUAUUAAUUUUCUCCCCUUUCAGAUUGCCUUUCUCAACCUUACCAUGCCAUUCCAUAUGUAUCUGAGUUGUGCCUCAUUUAUUUAUUGGCAAUAUUUAGUGGUAUGGAUAACAAAAGAUAUGAAGAGCUAUUUUAUUUAUUAAGAUAUAUCUUCUAAAUACCAUACUCAAAGGGAAAGAUGGUGAACGGUGAGUACUGUGUACUUAGGUCUUCACAGGCCAAGCAUAAGACAGCCACAAGGUAAAUCUGUAGACGAUUCACAUUCUCCUCUACCAGUCCUUUCAAGUAUUUUCCGUCCUCAUAAAUAUUUGCGUAGGAAAAUUAGACGAAAUGCUGUUUUAUAAUUCCUAUUCCCUCACAGCUUAUUUUUGCCCUGCUUAGAAUGGAUUGCUGAAUUUAGAGGGACAGCUAGCUGCUUUCCCUUGGCUGUCAUAUGAAGUAUUGUCAAAGAGCUAGCAAGCGCCAGCUGCCCUGCCCCGCACCCGUAACUGAGACUUGAGCAUUCUGAUGAAGUUUGGGCAGUUGCCUGUUCUUCAUUCCUAUAGCCAAAGUUGUUCAUUAAAAUCCCAAAUCUGCGUAAUGAAAAAAUACCAAAUAGAGACACCUUUCAGCUACUUAAAAGUCAUCGUCUUCCCUCUGCUGUACUUGCACAGUGAUUCAUUUUUUCUUACAGUAAUUUUAUUCUGGGUGGCACUUUUUAAGUGAGAAGCUAUUGAAGAUCUGGGGAAACGAGAGCGGCUCUGCAGUCGCCCUGCUCUGGGCUGCGGUGGCCCUGGUGCCAGUGCCAUUAAACCCCUCAGGUGAGGCUGCGAGGGUGGUGUCUGACCAGACCCAGACGCUCAAAAGUACUCUGACUUUUUAGUGGAAUAUAUUGGAGAAAAAGUAAAUGAGGGAUGGGGAUGGCACAUAAGUAGAUAUACGCUCAGUCUCCAAACUCUGUCCUAGCUGAGGGGGUAGUUGGAGUCCCAUGCUCUGCUUUGUCACUUAAAUCUGGUUUAGGAAUGUACUGUUAAUAAAAGGAUGCCAGUGACUUUGAAUAGGUGGUUAUAGAACACUGGUGCAGAAGAGUGAAAAUGUUAUUUGCAUUCUUCAGAAGUGCUAAGCGUUUUUGGUCAUUGCCUUAAAGUGGUCUGCUUGAGUUCAAGGGCACUGAAGCAGUGCGGCUCUGUGCAGGGCAUCGCAUUGAAGGGAGAUGAACCUUUGUUCAAGAAGCCUUAGAAAGGGGCCCCUCGAAAUAGUACUCUUUCUCCGGCUCCACAGUGGUGAAAAUUGUUUUAAACUGGAUAUUAUUCUUCUUCUGUUUCCACUACAGUAAGGUGAACCUUUUUUUUUUUAAAGUGGAAUGCAGAUAGCAUUUUACUUUGGUAUUGUUCAUUUCUACUUUUUUUCUAUUUCUUUGGUGAUUGAAAGUUUAUUGAUGAACAUUUGUGUAAAACUCAUUCAAGUCUAUAACCUUUCCAAUAUCUGUGACCCUAUUCUUAGUCCCUUGGGAGUCAGUGUUGGAAGGUACAAACACUGGAUAUUACUAUUGCUGAGUGAGUCUAGCCAGGAGUGAGCAGAUUGGAAUUUUCAAAUGGUGGAAAAGAAACAGCACAAAGGCACUUGCCAUUUUAAUAGUGAUUGGAGAAAGAGACCCUUUUAAGUUUGUUUGGGUUGGGUGAGCAUUCCUCUAAAAGGAGCUUCUGAAAUAAAUGCAAAGGAAAAGAGUCGACUAUUUUUAUAGCAUAUUUAAUAUAUUUGUAUAUAAUUAGGAAUAUAGUAGGAACCCUCCACGUGCGUCCCACUUUUCUAAUUUACUCCCCGUUUUGCCAUAGCACUAGGAUAGCCUCAUCCGCAUGGUAACGUGCCUACCGUCAGCCUACCGACAGACAGUGCUGCUGCUUUGAGACAGGUGAGACCGCCCGACUCUCACGCCCGGGGAUCCUUUCUGUAGGAGUAGCACACUUUUAAAACAACGUAACACAGUCUGAAAGCAUCAUUUUGAAAUGUAACAAGCACUUUAUUGCAACUAUUCAUUUUGAUAAAGUUAUUAUCUUAGGCAUUACCAAUUCUAAAGGAUCCCCAAAUCAUCACUUAGGUGAAAUUUUAAAAUGAUACAUUUCUGAGAAAUGUUUAGAUCCAGUGAACCGUAGCAGGUUUCUGGGAAUGAUUUCAAGGUAGCCAAAUGAACUUUGACUUUGGUUCUGAAUGUGGCGGAGUCAGGAGAUUGUAGAUGGCUAGUUCCAUUUUGACACUAUUGUAAACCUGUCUUGCCUAUCGUGUGGACACCAAAAGAGACCAAUGAGCCUGUUUUAUUUUCAGAGGCCUAGGACAAUUGUGAAUAGGUGUAUAGAUAACCUAAAAGUGAUUGGUAGUAAUAUUUUAGACUACAAUAAUUUCAAGAAUUACUCUGGGUGUUUUAAAUGUGCUCUGAAAUGUUGGCAUGUCAUUUCAGCGUUUCCAUUUGAAUUGCUCUUGUAAUCUCUUUUGCACAAAAAGGACUGAGAAAAAGACUACUUCAGUUGAAGAAAGUAUAAUUUGGUCUUAUUUUAAAUGCCUCCUGUGGAAACAACAGGGGAUGAAUUUUGUCGGUAUAAUGAUUAAUUCAGGAUAUUUAAAACAGUAUUGAACAGCUCACAAGAAAUUAAGCAAAUGUGGACAUUAAAAAUUAAAACUUUGUUUCCAUGUGAUUGUUUUGCAUAUUUUCCCCUUGUCAUAAUUUAACACUACAUUCCUUGUUUUUCUUAAAUAAAAUACUUUGCAGGUUCUGCUUUGAGUAUUUAACAAUAUUUUGUAAGCUGCCUGGGUCUUCCUAAGGAAAUGUUCUUUAGUGAAGUAGGGUGUAGUUUAUGAAGAGACUGUGUAAGUGGAAUCCCAUCACCACCACCAGCAAACACUGAGGUGCUGCAUUACAUGACAAUCAAAGUAGUGAGUAUUUAUGGAAGAUUGUAGGAUGUGAUUUUAAAGAAGCAAUUGCUUUGAAAGCAGUUCUCUGGGUUUCUUGAAUGAAAAUGGCUAAAUGUAUUUAUUUAUAUUUUAAAAUAUCUUUGUGUUGUUUUCUCAUCAGCGCGAUUUCAGUGUCAUGUAUUUAAUUUGUGGUUUGUUUUGUUUUGCUUCGUCAUCUUCUACUUAAAGAACUGGCUCUCCUUCCCCGGGGCACAGGCCAUAGCCCUCCCGAGGGCUGUCCCUGGCCCGUCCAAAUCUGUGUUACUUCAGGACGGCAGUGGGGGGCCCAGAGCCGGGCGCCCUGGCACCUCCCUCUUGCCCUCUGCUCAAUUGAGACAAAAUAAAGGUAACUCCUUCCAAAUCUGCUUUGUAUAGCUCUAACCUUUUUUCUAGUUUCACUUGCUGCCUUUUCUAUGUUAUGGGUACUUUUUAUAGGACGACUUCCCCAGCGCAGCCAAAGGCCAGUCUGACAGAACCAGAGGCACACGUCGCCUCCGUUUUGCCCAUUUGGGGAAAUGUUAGCAAGACAGUCAGCAUCUUCUAAUGGCUGUCACUAUAUCUCCAUAUUAAAACCCAUUAAAGUCCUUAAAUAUAGGUGGGACAAUUAUGUGCACUGUUCUCUUGUACAAAAACCGUUUGCUGUCUUUGUAUAGUGUACUGUUGCUUGGUCCAACAAAAACAAAACCGAUCCUUCAUACAUAGUACUAUCCACUCAAGUAGUGCUGGGACAUUUGAAGCCUAGAAAUUUGAGGAUACUCCUUAGCCAGGAUGCAUCAGAACAGAAUCCUCCGCUUUAGGGCUCUCCGAGGAGCUCCGGAGGCCUUGGGGCCAGGUGUGGGGCGUACCAUCUAGCUCUGGGGCCCCGUACGAGAGUGGAGAUGAAAGCACGUCAGGCACGAGUUGGAGUUAAUGAUGUAAAAGUGUUUAAGUUAACUGAGGGUUAAGAUGAAAAUGUUUCAAAUGUAUGCUUUUAAAGUUCUGAGGAAACAAACUGUGACAUCGCUUUAAAAAUGACAAAUGUUCUGUGUGUGUUUUUGAGUGAUUCUGUACUGGUGCAAAUUCACUGCUGGCAAUGGUGUGCCAGUGCUGAAGAGUUCACAUGUAGGCACAGCUGUGUGAUCCUUAGAUCGAUGUAUUAUGUAACUAGACAAUCAUCAAGCAAAACAAGUUGGCCAGGAAAUGUCUUUUUUCCCCCCAUGUCAGCUAGAACAGCUGUAACUUUAGACCACUCUAGAAUUACUUUGGAAUCUAUUUUACUAUGGCGUAAGUUGGGGAAGGGCCUCAGUGUGGCGCUUGCACAUUCACUCUAUGUAGAGAUGGAAGCCCAAAGAGGAGUCACAUCCAGUGCUGUAUUGAAACCAGUUAGUGCAAAAAAAGUUUUAUCUUUGUGAAUUUUUAAUUGUUCACAUCAGUUGGUAACUGUAAGAACAUACACCAAAUUCUCUAAUGUUCUGUAUGGUUCUUGGUUGUGCUACACUUGACAUUGCUGUCCUUACUGCUUGGUUCUUGGUUUUAAAUAAAAAUUAGAUGUGGCCCAUUGU
Messenger RNA from Suricata suricatta (meerkat), 9830 nucleotides. RefSeq names its product clock circadian regulator (gene CLOCK). Gene Ontology annotation, molecular function: DNA-binding transcription factor activity, RNA polymerase II-specific; protein dimerization activity; E-box binding. NCBI's taxonomy places the organism in Eukaryota, Metazoa, Chordata, Mammalia, Carnivora, Herpestidae. Gene Ontology annotation, biological process: circadian regulation of gene expression; regulation of transcription by RNA polymerase II. Bases 607 to 3138 code for a protein of 843 amino acids. Gene Ontology annotation, cellular component: nucleus; CLOCK-BMAL transcription complex; cytoplasm. The transcript has 21 exons. The record is from RefSeq and is a predicted model, not a curated record.